Molecule: messenger RNA, 4803 nt
Organism: Sphaerodactylus townsendi
Lineage: Eukaryota; Metazoa; Chordata; Lepidosauria; Squamata; Sphaerodactylidae
Product: contactin-3-like
Exons: 18
Biological process (GO): brain development; cell-cell adhesion
Molecular function (GO): cell-cell adhesion mediator activity
Source: RefSeq, a predicted model, not a curated record
AGAAGAGGCGGCGCGAACUGCAGAAGGAGCCGCAGGAUUAUAGGCGCGAGGCUGUUCCUUGGGAAGGGGGGGGGGGCCCUCUCUCUCUCCCCGAGCGCCGGGAUCUAGGCGCGCGCUGCCGGAGGCCAGAUUAAAGGUUCUGUGUGGAACACUAAGCGUACUGUUCAUCUGAGUCUGGACAAGAACUUCUAACUUUUGGCAGCUGAAGAUGGUGUUACUAUGGAAACAGAUGUUCCUACUUUCCUUUGUUGGCUGCCUUGGAGAUCUCGAAAACUUAAAGACAAAAAUGAGAAGCACGGUGUCAGUACGCGAAGGACAAGGGGUUGUUCUGCUGUGUGGGCCACCAACUCAUUCUGGAGAACUUUCAUAUGCUUGGAUCUUUAAUGAAUACCCAUCAUUUGUCCAAGAAGACAGUCGGCGAUUUGUGUCUCAGGAAACUGGGCAUCUCUACAUAGCCAAAGUAGAGCCUUCUGAUGUAGGAAACUACACAUGUGUUGUGACUAGUACUGUAACAAAUGCCAAUGUUCAUGGUUCACCAACACCAUUAGUGCUACGGACUGAUGGUGUAAUGGGGGAAUAUGAACCCAAAAUAGAAGUACAAUUUCCUGAAUCCCUUCCUGCUGCUAAGGGCUCAACUGUAAGACUGGAAUGCUUUGCCCUAGGAAAUCCAGUGCCUCGAAUCAACUGGAGAAGAAUGGAUGGAAUGCCCUUUCCAAGCAAAGUAAAGUUGAGGAAAUCCAAUGGCAUGAUUGAAAUCCCCAAUUUCCAACAAGAAGAUGCUGGUCUUUAUGAAUGCAUUACUGAAAAUUCUAGGGGGAAAAAUAUUGCAAGAGGGCGCCUCACGUAUUACGCAAAGCCUCACUGGGUUCAGAUGAUAAAAAACUUUGAAGCUGCAGUGGAAGACAACUUGUACUGGGAGUGCAGGGCCAGUGGCAAACCAAAACCAUCCUACAGGUGGCUGAAAAACGGAGAACCUUUAGCAUUAGAGGGAAGGAUACAAAAUGAAAAUGGGGCAUUGAUAAUAACAAACCUAAACUUGACCGAUUCCGGCAUAUACCAGUGCAUAGCAGAAAACAAACAUGGCACAAUAUAUUCCAGUGCUGAACUCCAGGUGGUAGCUUCAGCUCCUGACUUCUCCAGAAGCCCAAUGAAGGAACUGAUUCAACUGCAGAUUGGCUCUUCAGCUCAUUUUGAGUGCAAGCCAAAGGCUUCCCCAAAAGCAUCCAUCACUUGGAGAAAGGGAGGUGAGGUGCUCCAAGAAAAUGAAAGAACAGUGUUGUUAAAAGAUGGAAGCCUACAAAUAGCAAAUGUGAGUAAAUCAGAUGUUGGAAGUUAUACUUGCCUGGCGGAGAACCAGUUUGGAAAAGCUAGUAGCUCAACAACUUUAUUAGUCACAGAGCCGACCCGCAUAACACAGGGUCCUUCAAAUAUGGAUGUUACUGUAGGGGAAAGUGUAAUCCUGCCUUGCCAAGUUCAGCAUGACCCCUUACUGGACAUCAGCUUCACGUGGUAUUUCAACAAUGCAUUGACCGACUUCAGAAAAGAUGCAUCUCAUUUUGAGAGAGUAGGCGGGGUUAUCAUUAAUGUUCUAUUUUUGUAUUUCAUUCAUUUACUGGUUUUUUUUUAGCCUGUUCCUGAAGAACUACAAAAUGGUGAAGGAUUUGGUUAUGUCGUUGCUUUCCGACCCCUUGGUGUUACAACCUGGAUACAGACAGUUGUUACAUCACCCGACACACCAAGAUAUGUCUUUAGGAAUGAAAGCAUCUUGCCAUUUUCACCAUAUGAAGUCAAGGUUGGAGUAUACAAUAAUAAAGGAGAAGGUCCAUUUAGCCCAGUGGCAACAGUGUUCUCUGCUGAAGAAGAACCUACUGUUUCACCUUCUGGUGUGUCUGCAAACAGCCUCUCAUCUUCUGUAAUUGAAGUCUCGUGGAACCCCAUUCCUUGGAAAAUGAGUAGUGGGAGAUUGCUGGGCUAUGAGAUAAGAUAUUGGAACAACGGUGGGAAAGAACAGUCUUCCAACAGAGUGAAAGCCACAGGAACUGAGACGUCGGCAAGAAUAACGGGUCUGAAGAGCAACUUGGUGUACUACGCAGCUGUUCGAGCAUUCAAUAGUGCAGGAGCAGGCCCUUUUAGUGCCACUGUAAAUGCCACCACAAAAAAAACACCACCCAGCCAGCCUCCAGGAAACAUUGUGUGGAAUGUUACAGACUCCAGGGUAGUUUUGAAUUGGGAGCAGGUGCACGCAAUGGAAAAUGAGUCAGAAGUAAUUGGCUAUAAGGUUUUGUAUAAGACUGGCAGUCAAAAUCGGCUGAGUACCCUAAUCACUAACAUAACAUCUGUGGAACUUCUGCUUCCUUUAAAUGAUGACUACAUUAUAGAAGUGAAAGCAGUGACUGAUGGUGGAGAUGGUAUUAGCAGUGAGCAGAUCAAAAUACCUAAACUAGCAAGUAUGGAUGCAAGAGGUUCAGGUGCAGCAGUCUUGAAUAUCAACAGUCUCUCUUGCUUUAUGACAACAAUACCUAUCUUAAUUUUUAAAGCAGCAUUAUGUUGAUACAUUUUCACAGAGAGGAUCAAAAUGGAUUAUUUACUUUUAAAAGCGUUUAAAAACCAACAAAAAUGAUGGUUAUGCAUGGUUGUACCACUUUGAUUUUAAACACUUUCUGUGGCUUCUAAUGUUUCAGUAAACAACAAAAACAAAGCAAACAACAAAUCAUACACAGUUCCUUCUAAACAGUUCCUUCUAAAGGAAUGUAAAAUGCCUUAAAUGUAAUAAACCAAAGGAGUUUACAUAUUUCAGAAAGGACAAAAAAGGACAUUGUAUUAAGCUUAGUGAAUUCCACUUCCCAAGCAACAUGGAAUUAUUUUGAGUAGAUUGCAACAAAAUCAUUCCAAAACAUACACAGAUGGAGCAUUUUAAAAUAUACAUUUUACCAGAAUGUGAUGCAUAACUUAGAACUGCAUUUAUUUCUUUAAAAAUAUCACAAUGGAGAACCACUCUGAGCCUGUCUAAUGGGGAGAGUGAGUUAUAAAUUAAAUAAAAUAAUAACAAUAACAACACAUCUACAUAAACAUACAGUUUAGUGUCUUUAUUUGAAGAUCUCAAAACUUUGCUUUGCUACAAAAGGCAUCCUCCCUGCCUUUUUUGUCCAAUCUACAUGGAUGUCCUGUUGCUUGUACUCUUUUUUGGGGAGACUGAAAUUCAGUUUUUAAAACAGCUCCUCUCUCUAUUUCUUAAUCAUGGUUCCAUUGUAAAUGGGGGGGAAAAUCCUCCAGGUGCUGCAGUGGCAAAAUCCCUUCCAAUCCCUUACUUGAAGCAAAAGGUGUCUGCACAGCACUACAGUUUGGGGAUCAGAAGGCUCAGCUUUUGUUUUUACAUUACAGCACCGAAAGGCAGAUGGCCUUUCGUUUGACUUGUCCACUUUUGUUGGGCCCAGUGCUCCUCUUUGAAAGUAAAGCUGCUUGUUUGGGUCACUACAUAUAGAUUGGCACCCGUAGUGUAGAAUUACCCUGGAAAUACUGCCCUGGAAAUCCACAUACUAUUUGGAUUCCAGAUUUCCCACCAGCAAAUGCAGUCAUGGAGUGGAUAAUUCGCUACAAGGAAGCCACUUUGGAUGGCAUCCACGAGACAACAGUAUCACAUGCAUUAUGUGCUCAUCCUUAGUACUGAGCGGCUUUUUUCUCUAUCCAGAUAAAAUAUGGUGAUUGCUUCUUCCAACAUUAUUCAGCCCUGCAGCAACCAUAGCAUCCUAACUCUGAUAGAGAGGGUCUUUAGGCACCUUAAUUUUAACUUUUCCUAUUAUAUAAUGCAGAAUAUAAAGAUAUAAACUGCUCAUUUAUAGUUGUGCUUCUUCCUGAUUUCGUUGUUACCUCCUAUAAAUUCCUUAUAUUUUGAUAUCACCCAGUGCUACACCAUAUUUAUUAAUGAAUUUUUAAAACAAAGUGCCCAAGAAUAGAGCAUCACACUUUUAGGUGCAAUGCACCAGAGCCUUAUAAAUGGGGAAUAUUAUCUCCCUGAAUUACAUGUGGUGUGUCUGAAUAUGCAGCCCUAAAUUUGUUGCCCUUCUGUAUACCACUUCUUCGCUGGACCAUUUUGCUUUCUGGCCCUUCUGCAAUUUCUGCAUUCCUUUGUUUAAAAUUAUUGUGGACGCUAACAGGACCACAGCCACCUUCAUAUUUAUAAGCAAUUUCUUUUUUUACAUGGCAGUAUUGUUUUGAAACAUAGCAAGCAAGCAAGGAAACAUCUAUUAAUACGCUUGAUUUACUACAUUCUAACAUUUCUAUAGAAAUAUUUUUCAUCUAUUAAUUCCAUCUGCUCAUUCAUGCUGUUACACCUGCAAUAAACAGGUGUGAACCCUCAGAGGGAAGAUAGACCUGUACAAAUCCGCUACUGCUCUAUAUUUUAUUAUAACAUUCAUAUUUAAACCAAUCAUAUUAUAACUUUUAAAAACACUUUAUUUCCAGAUAUCUUGGGUAAAAUCUGUAUAUAAUGUACAUAGCAAAAUAAUAUCAAUGGCUACUUGCUCUUUAACAUGGCAAACUACUGAUGCUUCCAGUUACCGAUGGGUGGGAACAAACUUUCAUUCUUCAUAUAUUCCAUAUUCAAACAAUGAGGGGGAAUCUCCCAUUCUUGCUACAAGAAAGUUCCAAAAUGUUCUUGUAUUUCCAUUUUCAUGACCAUCCUUGUUGAAGUAAAGUUCUGACUAUAUUAUCUCCAUGAGAUUUUCUGGAAUACUUUGUUUCAUAUUGAAAAGUUUACCAAUUUUUCCUUCAACAUAAAUGUGUGUGUAUAUCCUAUGGUUAUCU